UUAGGGUUUUAGCACUGAUUGAUAUUUCACACCAUCUCUUUUCUCUGUGUGACACAUGCACUUGCUUGCUGUUGGAAACAAUGGCGCUGUUCCUUCUGUACGAGUCAGCGUCGGGUUACGCUCUGCUGGAAGCUCACGGCGUCGAUGAAAUCGGCCAGAACACCGAAGCCGUUCGCAACUCCGUCUCCGAUUUGAACCGCUUCGGCAAAGUCGUCAAGCUCCGCUCCUUCAACCCCUUCACCUCCGCCCUCGAUGCCCUCAAACAGUGCAACGCCGUCUCCGAAGGUUUAUUGACUGAUGAGUUGAGAACUGUACUGGAAACUAACUUACCGAAAGUAAAGGAAGGGAAGAAGUCGAAGUUUAGUUUAGGUGUAUCGGAUCCUAAGAUUGGUUCCCAGAUAUCUGAAGUGACUAAAAUCCCUUGCCAAUGUAAUGAGUUUGUGAGCGAGCUGCUCCGCGGUGUGCGGCUCCAUUUCGAUAGGUUUGUCAACGAUCUCAAGGCGGGGGAUUUAGAAAAGGCGCAACUUGGUCUCGGGCAUAGUUACAGCAGAGCUAAGGUGAAGUUUAAUGUUAAUCGAGUUGACAACAUGGUCAUUCAAGCAAUCUUUCUUCUUGAUACCCUUGAUAAGGAUGUUAAUUCGUUCUCCAUGAGAGUCAGGGAGUGGUAUUCGUGGCAUUUUCCGGAAUUAGUGAAGAUUGUAAAUGAUAAUUAUCUGUACGCUAAAGUUGCAAAAUUUAUUGAGGAUAAAUCAAAGUUAUCUGAGGACAAUAUUUCAGACUUAACUGACAUAGUUGGGGAUGAAGAUAAAGCAAAGGAGAUCGUGGAAGCUGCUAAGGCGUCCAUGGGGCAGGACUUGUCCCCAAUAGACUUGAUUAAUGUCCAACAGUUUGCUCAAAGGGAGGACCUAUCUGAGUACAGGCGGAAACUAUAUGAUUAUCUGGUUGCUAAAAUGAGUGACAUUGCACCAAAUUUGGCCUCUUUGAUUGGUGAAGUUGUUGGUGCGCGGUUAAUUUCCCAUGCUGGUAGCCUCACAAAUUUGGCCAAAUGCCCCUCUUCUACCCUCCAAAUUCUUGGCGCAGAGAAGGCUUUGUUCAGGGCAUUAAAAACAAAAGGAAACACUCCCAAAUAUGGUCUGAUAUUCCACUCUUCUUUUAUUGGUCGAGCAUCUGCCAAAAAUAAGGGCCGAAUGGCUCGUUAUCUUGCAAACAAAUGUUCAAUUGCAUCACGGAUUGACUGCUUCUCUGAAAGUGGCACUACUGCAUUUGGGGAGAAACUUCGUGAGCAAGUUGAGGAGCGACUUGACUUUUAUGACAAGGGGGUAGCCCCUCGUAAGAACAUAGACGUCAUGAAGUCUGCUAUUGAAAGUGUUGAAAACAGAGAGAUGGAAACAGAAGAAGUGCCGGUUGAUGCUUCAGGCAAGAAAGCCAAGAAGAAAAAUAAAGCUGCUGCUACAACUGAUGGUGAUGACAUGGCUGUAGAUAAGGCCCCAGAAACUACAAAUGGUGACGCAUCAGAGGAUCAUAAGUCAGAAAAGAAGAAGAAAAAGAAAGAAAAGAGGAAAUUGGACCAGGAGGUGGAGCUUCAUGAUCAGACUGCAGAUGAUGGUACAAAUGGAGUUGCAAGUGAGAAAGAUGGAGCAGUUAAAAAGAAGAAAAAGAAUAAGAGGGAUGAUAAUGGGGAAGUAUUGGAGGCUGCUGAUGAGUCUAAGAAGAAGAAAAAGAAUUCAAAAAGCAAAGGUACUGAGUAAACCAUGAAUUGCUGGUUUAACUGUUGAAAUCGUGUUAGAUAUGUAAUUGUUAUGGAUGAUGUUAAAGUUUCUUCUGCUUUCAAACUUCUGUUGCAAUUGUCUUUGACUUCUUUACAUAUUAUAAAAUUUUUGUCGUAGCAAGUUUUGGCAUCA
This is a messenger RNA of Lotus japonicus, 1901 nucleotides long. Its product is annotated as nucleolar protein 56-like. The record is from RefSeq and is a predicted model, not a curated record. Gene Ontology annotation, molecular function: snoRNA binding. Gene Ontology annotation, cellular component: small-subunit processome; box C/D methylation guide snoRNP complex. NCBI's taxonomy places the organism in Eukaryota, Viridiplantae, Streptophyta, Magnoliopsida, Fabales, Fabaceae.